This is a messenger RNA of Anopheles moucheti, 2620 nucleotides long. RefSeq names its product equilibrative nucleoside transporter 1 (gene Ent1). Gene Ontology annotation, biological process: nucleoside transmembrane transport. The record is from RefSeq and is a predicted model, not a curated record. The transcript has 3 exons. Bases 646 to 2076 code for a protein of 476 amino acids. NCBI's taxonomy places the organism in Eukaryota, Metazoa, Arthropoda, Insecta, Diptera, Culicidae. Gene Ontology annotation, molecular function: nucleoside transmembrane transporter activity. Gene Ontology annotation, cellular component: plasma membrane.
UCUGCAUGCGUUUCGCAUCGUACGCCGUUCCGUGUCGAGUGAUUCAUUUGUCUUCAGCACCUAAAUUCUCGUAAGUUGUAAUUGCUCUUUGUGCUCGGUAGGACAAACAACAGUCGUCACAUUUGUCCCCUCUCGAUCGAUCAGCUGAUGUUCGUACACACUGAAUCAAUCGCUGCACUGGCUCUGCUGGUGGUGCUGCUUUGUGAUUGCGUGCAUUUUACAACGGUACAUCGUUACAGUAAUUGAAGCCCGCAUUGAAGCACAAACACACACAGAUACGUACUUAGCCGAUUACAUACCGAGGAGAAACUUCUAACAUCGAAGACGAUACGGGUGCCCUUCACGCUUUGCAGCGAUCGGGAAGUGGUAGCACUGGUGGGUGUUGUUUUGUUAUCAGUAGCUACAAUCGUGCACAUAACGCACUCCGAAACUCCGACAUCAUCUGUCCAGCAGUGAGAGAGCAGCCUCCAGUCUUUGUUGCGAAUCGCGAGAAACAUCACACAACGUUAGGCAAGCGCCAUGGUUUAGUGACGAUAGAGUGCCAACCCGCCCAUCGAUCGAUGACUAACAACCGAAGCCUAGCGAGACAAGCUUGUGACGAGUGAAACAACACCGGAAGCAGAACAGUGUGCAGGUCAGAUCGGGAUGGAUUUUGCUACGAAUGUGAGACCGCUACUGCAGGACACCGACGACCGGGAGACGGACAGUGAUGCAUUCCUGGAUGAUGAGUACGCCGGAUCGAUAAAUGCCUCGACCAGUAACAUUCCCGAUCCGGCGAAGGAAAAUGCCACCGAGACGCGGAUCAUUGCCGGCGGACAUCGGAUUGCACCGACCGACAAGUUCAACUACACGUACGCCGUGUUUUACCUCAUGGGCAUGACGACGAUGGUGCCGUGGAACUUUUUCGUCACGGCCGAAGAGUACUGGCAGUACAAGUUCCGGAACGUAUCGUCCAAUGAUACGUCCGCGCUGACACCGCGCCAGCUAGAGUUCCAGUCGGAUUUAAGCAUUGCUGCGGCCGUCCCGGGCACUGUGUUUCUCAUCCUGAAUGCCUGCAUCGGCCAUAAGGUUCCGCUGCACGUGCGCAUGCUUGGGUCGCUCAUGUUUAUGCUGCUUAUCAUGAUCGGUACGACGGCACUGGUGCGCGUAGACACCGACCAGUGGCAGGAUGCGUUCUUUAAGCUCACGAUGCUAUCCGUCGUGGUGAUAAACAGUUUUUCAGCCAUUCUCACCGGUGGAUUGUUCGGUAUAGUGGGACAGUUCAGUGCCCACUACAUGACGGCCGCCGUCAGUGGGCAGGCACUGGGUGGAAUAUUCUCGGCCGUGGCCGACAUCAUCGCGCUUACCUUCGCCAGCAAUCCGUCCACGACAGCGUUUGUGUUCUUCAUCGUCGGUUGUCUUGUGUUGGUGCUGUCCCUUGUCGCGUACGUCGUCAUGUCGAAGACGCUAUUUUUCAAGUACUACACCUCCUCGAAAACUUUGAUGAAAAGUUCACUGGAAGCGAAUCCCGCAACGAGGGAGAUCUGUGCCCGAUUAGAGCCCCGGUUUUCGGUGGUAAUGCGCAAGAUUUGGAUUUACGGGUUCGCCGAGUGGUUAGUGUUCGUUACAACGCUUUCGAUCUAUCCGGCCGUAACGGUGCUGGUGGGAUCGCAAAACCAUGGCCGACCGUGGAACGAUGUAUAUUUCCUACCGGUUGUGAACUAUCUCCUCUUCAAUACGGGCGAUUACUUGGGACGUGUUUUUGCUGGACUGUUCGAGUGGCCGUGGAAUAACUCCAUCCUGAUUGGUGUGCUUACGAUCGGCCGGAUAGCGUUCGUUCCAGCGAUGCUGCUGUGCAACAUAACUCAGCAUCACAACUUCCCCGUCCUUAUACACUCGGACUACAUGUUCAUCGUGCUGAUGGCCGCAUUUGCCCUGUCGAAUGGAUAUCUUGCCAACAUUGCGCUCAUCGGUGCACCGCGAGUCGUGGACGGACAUGAGAAGGAGAUGGCAUCGUCCAUGAUGGCCGCCUUCAUGGGUGUCGGACUGGCGUGCGGUUCUGCCAUUAGUUUAAUGAUCAUCGAAAUGAUCAAGUGAUACAUAUUUUCCUUAGACCAAAUGCAAAGUUGCAGUUAGUGACAGAGUUAAAGACAGAAAGAGUAAUUCCCGGUUUUGGAUGCACUCGAUGAAAAAAACAAAGGUACGUUCUCUAAGCAUUAUCCCACUCUAGCUCUAGCAGGAACUGUUAUACACAAUAUUGUUAUACACUGCGGGUACUAUUAUUGCCGCCUUCGUGAUCGUGAUCGUGGGUAGACUUUAUGUAGUGACAAUUUUAUGAUUUUCAUCGUUCGAACACCGCGCGCUAGCUGUAGUGCGAAUGGUCACCGGAAAAGGGAUUAGGGACCGAGCAAAGUUAACUAUACAUUAUACACACAUCGAACUCUGUAAGAUACUUAUUUAUAUCAAUCACGAUGUCCAGCCCAUCGAAAAGGGAAUUCCCUUCUAGGUGGCAGAGGCGUGAUGUGAUAGUAUGCAUCAUCACAUACCUGUACGGGAAUUUAAACAUAAUCCAACUAGACCGAGAACAGAUGCAAAUUGAGCGUGCAAACGUGACGCAAUAAAUGGUGCUCAUAUAUGUAAC